Molecule: messenger RNA, 1308 nt
Organism: Triticum urartu
Lineage: Eukaryota; Viridiplantae; Streptophyta; Magnoliopsida; Poales; Poaceae
Source: RefSeq, a predicted model, not a curated record
CGCCUUUCGAUUCCGCUCGCUCUAUGUUCUAGUAUUGGGUAGAUCUGCGGGCUGGAGACCUAUUAUCUGUUGAUCGAUUUCUGUUGAUUUGAUCAUGCGUCGAAUCAUCGAGUAGAUCCGCCGGUUGUUGUUGAUUCGGUCCGUCUAGAUGUGUGUAGCUGCGGUUGAUUCCGCUCGUUUGUUGCCAAGUUUGCGUGUCGUGUUCUUGUAGAACUAAGAUGCAGAUCUUCGUGAAGACCCUCACCGGCAAGACCAUCACCCUUGAGGUCGAGUCGUCUGACACGAUCGACAAUGUGAAGGCCAAGAUCCAGGACAAGGAGGGAAUCCCGCCGGACCAGCAGCGCCUCAUCUUUGCCGGCAAGCAGCUCGAGGAUGGCCGCACCCUGGCUGACUACAACAUCCAGAAGGAGUCCACCCUCCACCUGGUGCUCCGCCUCCGUGGAGGCAUGCAGAUCUUUGUCAAGACCCUCACUGGCAAGACCAUCACGCUGGAGGUGGAGUCCUCGGACACCAUCGACAAUGUGAAGGCCAAGAUCCAGGACAAGGAGGGCAUCCCCCCGGACCAGCAGCGCCUCAUCUUUGCCGGCAAGCAGCUGGAGGAUGGCCGCACCCUGGCUGACUAUAACAUCCAGAAAGAGUCUACCCUCCACCUGGUGCUCAGGCUCCGUGGAGGCAUGCAGAUUUUCGUCAAGACCCUCACCGGCAAGACCAUCACCUUGGAGGUGGAGUCCUCGGACACCAUCGACAAUGUGAAGGCAAAGAUCCAGGAUAAGGAGGGCAUCCCUCCGGACCAGCAGCGCCUCAUCUUCGCCGGCAAGCAGCUCGAGGAUGGCCGCACCCUGGCAGACUAUAACAUCCAGAAGGAGUCCACCCUCCACCUGGUGCUCAGGCUUCGUGGAGGCAUGCAGAUUUUCGUCAAGACGCUCACCGGCAAGACCAUCACCCUGGAGGUGGAGUCCUCGGACACCAUUGACAAUGUGAAGGCGAAGAUCCAGGACAAGGAGGGCAUUCCCCCGGACCAGCAGCGUCUGAUCUUUGCCGGCAAGCAGCUUGAGGAUGGCCGCACCCUGGCAGACUACAACAUCCAGAAGGAGUCUACCCUUCACCUGGUGCUCCGCCUGCGUGGUGGCCAGUAAGUGCCUGCUCAUGGCGCUGCUUCUGUCUCGUCGGUGUACUCAAUGGUGUUUUCAGUUUCUGUUUUGGUCGUCUUUCUAUCUCUGUUAUGUUUGGUUGUGCUUACAUACUUAAUGAUGUGAGUGGCUUUGGAGGUUGGAUGAUUAAUAAGUGAACCCUUAAUAUCGUGUGUAA